UCUUGCUGACAAAGGGCUAGCCAUGAAGACCUGGAGGAGCUGGCUACGACUAGCCCUGUCUGCGGUGCUCUGCUUCCAAGCCAAGGCAGAAAACUCUACAGUAGAAACAUUUAGUAUGGUGAUUAAGAACACGUCAAGUAUUAUAAAUGUGACAUGGAAAAAGCCAGAUGAAACUGUGAGCGACUCAUGCUACAGGACGCACAUACAGUAUAGGCAAUACUGUGACACAUCCUGGAAGAGCGUUACUGACAUUCCAGGGUUCUUCUUCCAGCUGCCUGCUCCAGAUUUGACAAAGAAUUAUGUUUUCAGACUAAGGAUGAGGCUGUAUUGUAUCAACAGUGAGUGGAGUGAAUGGAGCCCAGAGAAAUACUGGAACAAUGACACAGAUCUAUGCAUUGCUAAAACAUCUGUUAACAUCAAGAACUAUCUGUUGGUAACUCUGCUUCUGAUGGCAGGGUUUCUGCUGUUCUUUGCCAUUACACAAGAGCGGGUAAGAAGACUUGUCCUUCCUAUUAUUCCAGAUCCAAAGCACACUCAGGAGACCAUCUUAAACGUUGAGGAACUUCAGUGGUGCAGUAGCUUUCCAGGUGCAUGUGAAGAGUGCAAGACAGCUGAGAUCCUGGUGGUGGAGGAGACUGAGAUCCCCGAGAUUCCUGAAUCCACACACACAGCCUUCGACAACUACGACCGUGACCUGACCGCCAAUUCCAUCAAUCCGUACUCUCCGGUUCCACUAGAGCAGACUGUAGCACUGAUAUGUCCUCACACCACACCAGGCUACAUUGUCCUCUAAGCAUUACCCAUGCUGAGUUAUUCUAAAUUAUGCAUGGAUAACUUGAUGGGGUAUUGCAGUUCAUAGAUUAAGUGGCUUUCUGAAAAAGCCACUUAAUCAAUCAGUAUUACUCUGCCCAUCUCAGUGUGGCUGUAUGAUGUUGUUUAGGAAUAUAUAUUUUUAGCUAAAACAAAACGAAACCAACGGCACAGCCCAUUACUCCUUUCUGUGUCUGUGAGAUUCCCCAUUUAAUAACAACGAUCGCUGUAGCCAUUAUAUUUGGAAACGAAUGUUCAUUUCGUUUGCAAUACUACGUCUGACCAAAAGAGGACACUCUUACUAUUCUCAUGAUCGCCAGACUGGCUGAGGCAUAUCAAAGGCACGGAGGAGCGCGCUCUUCUCGGCGUCGCAGCCUGCCGUAAAAGGAGGAUGUAGGUUAAUUUGAAGGCUGAUUUAAAAGAUUAAUGCGUAUCUGCCUGCAUAAUAGAUGUGUAGCUUCAGUGUGACGCCAUCACGAAGCCCGGGCCGGGGAGGAUGUGCCGCCGCCACGUGCUCCUUGGGGCCGUGAUUGAUGAUCGCGGGACAGAAGGCAAACAAGCGCGCGCGGGAGAGGAUCAUUCAAGCGCGCAUUAAGGGACGCUCUUGUAAAGUUUAGGAUUCCUUAUGUUCACACGUGUCUAAACCUUGACACGUUUGACCAGAGCGCUUUCGUAGUUAUUCUGUUAUUUCGGGCCCUGGCUGCACGGACACAGCUGUCUACAUUGCGUUUCAUUAGGCUACUGAGUCAGCGCAGGCCUAUUACAGCCAUAUGAAGUACAUCCAAGAGCCUUUGUUGACACUAUUCUCAUUCAGCCAUGAAAACAAUUUAGACUCUAUAAUUGAGUGUUUUCGUUUAUUGGCAUUAAGAAACUGUUUUGUUUCUGGAAUUAUUUGAGGCCUCCUAAUAAAGUUUAUUUGGGCCUUCUCAACGGCACAUUGGAUGACGAGACUGGACAGACCGUCUGCAUUUGCUUGCGCAAAUUUCACCGAACUCGUCACAUCACUCCGUAAAAUCUAGACUGUCUUCCACACUUGACUGAACUUAAUUGUAUGCACUCAGACUGUGAAUGGGAUCAGUUCUGUCAAACACAGGGAAUUAUACGGGUCUGUCAGGUCUUACAGCAAAUCCCAGAACCGAAGGAAUUAUAUUUCUGACAUGUACUACAAUAAUCAUUUUAUAGACUCUUAGACCUGUCGGAUCGUGAGUUUUCAUACCAGAGAGGACCUGUGAAGACCUCUGCAUCAGAGAGCCUGCCUUUGAAAAUAUGAAAGGGGAUAUGCUAAUGUUCUUUAAGAAGUCUAUGACAGACUGUGUGGUGAGAAAAGUGUUGUGAGUGUGGAAUUAUUUAGAAACUAGGCAUGCUUGUUAGAAGUAGGUUGUGACUUGUGAGCCAAGGAUGUGUCACUUGCAUUCUUUACAGGCCUACAGCUCUACAAAAGCUCAUAAAUGCAGUGUUGACCAA
Electrophorus electricus (electric eel) is the source of this 2274-nucleotide messenger RNA. It is a transcript of the gene crlf2, whose product is annotated as cytokine receptor like factor 2. NCBI's taxonomy places the organism in Eukaryota, Metazoa, Chordata, Actinopteri, Gymnotiformes, Gymnotidae. The record is from RefSeq and is a predicted model, not a curated record. Gene Ontology annotation, molecular function: protein binding; cytokine receptor activity. Gene Ontology annotation, biological process: cytokine-mediated signaling pathway. Gene Ontology annotation, cellular component: external side of plasma membrane.